Alternaria burnsii is the source of this 1932-nucleotide messenger RNA. Its product is annotated as carboxypeptidase kex1 precursor. NCBI's taxonomy places the organism in Eukaryota, Fungi, Ascomycota, Dothideomycetes, Pleosporales, Pleosporaceae. Gene Ontology annotation, molecular function: serine-type carboxypeptidase activity. Gene Ontology annotation, biological process: apoptotic process; proteolysis. The coding region runs from base 1 to 1932 and encodes 643 amino acids. The record is from RefSeq and is a predicted model, not a curated record. Gene Ontology annotation, cellular component: trans-Golgi network. The transcript has 3 exons.
AUGGCCUCCUCACAUUUUCCGCUGCGAUGGCGAACGGCGCUCCUAGGCGGCCUCCUGGCGACAGUAUCGUGGCUUCCGAGCAUAAUGGCACAGGAGAAGACGCAGGCCGACUACUUCAUACAUGACCUGCCCGGUGCGCCAAAGCCAUUGCUGAAGAUGCACGCAGGACACAUCGAAGUCGACGCAGAGAACAACGGCAACCUCUUCUUUUGGCAUUACGAGAAUCGCCACAUUGCAGACCGUCAGCGGACGGUAUUAUGGCUGAACGGCGGCCCUGGCUGCUCCUCGAUGGACGGCGCCAUGAUGGAAGUCGGCCCAUACAGAGUGCGCGAGGGCGGCAACCUCGAAUACAACAACGGUUCAUGGGACGAGUUUGCAAACUUGCUCUUCGUGGAUCAACCUGUUGGGACUGGUUUCAGUUAUGUGAACACAAACAGUUACCUCACUGAACUCGACCAAAUGGCCGACCACAUGCUCAUCUUUUUGGAGAAGUGGUUUGCGCUAUUCCCCGAAUACGAGAAUGACGAUUUGUACAUCGCUGGUGAAUCGUACGCUGGUCAACACAUCCCCUACAUCGGUCGUGCUAUCCUCAAUCGAAACAAACAGAACCCCUCCAAAACGCCAUGGGCGCUCAAGGGACUCAUGAUUGGAAACGGUUGGAUAUCGCCCGUCGACCAGUAUCUCGCUUACAUACCCUUUGCCUACCAGAAUGGUCUCAUGCGAGCUGAUACGGACAUGGCAAGGCGUGUCGAGGAACAACAGAGGAUCUGCAUCAAGAAGCUCGACGCUGGUGGAAUGAACACUGUCGACACAAGCGAGUGUGAGCAGAUCAUGGUUAGGAUUUUGGAGGAGACCAAAGACACAAAGGCCGACAACAUGAACCAGUGCCUGAACAUGUACGAUAUCCGUCUCCGUGACGAUUCGUCGUGUGGUAUGAACUGGCCUCCGGAUCUUGCGCAAGUCACUCCUUACCUCCGCCGCCCCGAUGUCAUUCAGGCACUUCACAUCAACCCUGACAAGAAGACUGGCUGGCAAGAGUGCAACGGGGCCGUUUCUGGUCAUUUCCGUGCCAGGAAGAGCGAGCCUGCCGUCAAGUUCCUGCCCGAGAUUAUCGAGCAGAUUCCAGUCUUGCUGUUCUCUGGUGACAAAGACUUUAUUUGCAAUCACGUUGGUACAGAAGCUAUGAUUGGAAACAUGCAGUGGAACGGUGGCAAGGGUUUCGAAGCUUCCCCUGGUGUACAGAAUGCUAAACAGGAUUGGAUGUUCGAGGGCGAAGCUGCUGGGACAUGGCAGGAGGCGCGUAACCUCACAUACGUCGUCUUCUACAACUCCAGCCACAUGGUUCCCUUUGACUACCCCAGACGUACCCGCGAUAUGCUCGAUCGCUUCAUGGGAGUCAACAUCGAGGCAAUCGGUGGUGCUCCUGCCGACAGCCUUAUCGACGGCGAGAAAGGUCCACUGACCAGCGUUGGUGACCACCCCAACUCGACUCAAGCAGAAGAAGACAAAACGAAAGAGCUCAAGGCGGCAGAAUGGAAGGCCUACACUCGCUCCGGCCAGGCUGCACUCGUCGUUGUCCUCAUUGCUGCCUGCCUCUGCGGCUUCUUGUGGUGGCGCAGUAGGCGUGCUGCAAGCAGCGAAUACAAGGGUACCGACAGUGACGAAGGACGAGAGUCUCUUCUAACCGGCAUGGGCCUUGACAACUUCAGGAGAAGAGAACGCAGGCAGGAUCUCGAGGCUGCCGACUUUGACGAACGGGAGCUUGAUGAUCUUGACGAUGCGCCAAAGAAGCCAGGAAAUGGCUAUGCGCGCGCAAAUUCGGAGAAGACGAGGGAGUCGCACAAUGACUCUACGUUCUCUUUGGGCGUAGACAGCGAUGAUGAGGAGGCUAGCUCCAGUGAUCGUGGCAGAAGAAAGGAAGCAUCAGGAUAG